AUGUGCACAACCUUUUUGCGCACGGUGGGCACGGCGGCGUUGGCACAGGUGAUCAAGUUCAACACCACAAUCCGCGAGGUGAGCCUGGCCAACACGGUCCUCAACUCCCAGGCGUGCGCCCUCCUGUCCGACGCGCUCAUCAUGAACCGCACGCUGGAGAGCCUGAACCUCGAGAAGAACCGCAUUGCCGCCCAGGGCGCGCGCUUCCUGGCCGACGCCCUCGGCGCCAACGAGACUUUGCGGACCCUGUGGCUAGACGGGAACCAGAUUGAGGACGCCGGGGCCAAGGCAAUCGCGGCAGCGCUGGCGGAGGAGGGGGGAUCUAGGCUCGAGAGGCUGUCGCUGGCAAACACCGGGGUGACGGAGAGCGGCGCAGAGGCGCUGGGGGACGCGCUGGUGGGGAACUUGUGGCUAAGGAGGCUGACCAUGGCCAAGAUAGAUCUUGCGCCGCAGGUGCUGCUGGGGAGGGUGCAGGAGGGGGAGGAGUCGGCGGCUGCGGCGAAGGGCCUGCAGACGAUCGACCUUAGCGGCCAAGCCCUGUCGGCGACACUGGACUACCCGAUCGUGUGCCGCCUCGCUGCUAGAAACCCUCGUCUUGCGCGUCUUCGCCUGUCUAGAGCGGGACUGUGCGGCGUAACCUCCGGCGGGCGGGGUCGCAGGAGCCUGGCAGGGCUGCGCUCGCUAGCGUUAACUCUCAAGGCUGCCCCGCCCCGCCUGGUGGUGCUGGACAUUGGACACAACUUCAUCGACGACAGCGCCAUAGAGGUGAUCGCGACCGGCCUCGAGGAGAACCGGGUCUUGACUAACCUCAUCCUGCAGGGAAACGGCAUCGGGGAUAAGGGUAUGACUAUCCUGGCGGCCGCCCUCCCAUCCUCCAUCGUCGAGCUAGACCUAUCCAACAACCCGGCCGUGGGCGAGAAGGGCGGCAAGGCCAUCGCGCUCUUCCUCCUGGACUUCGUCCGUUCCGCCAACCUCCGCCGUCUUGACGUGACCAUGUGCAACCUCGGCGAUGAGGGCCUCGUUAGCCUUGCGGAGGGGGUGGGGGCCGCUAAGGGUCUGGAGUGGUUGGGGGUGGCCAGGAACUUGAACGAUCCUGGGAGCGUGGUUGGGGCUGGGGCGGGGAGCGGCGUGGGGAAGACGGCGCUAGGUUUGGCUCUGCUGUCGGGGCAGGAGUCGCGGCUUCAGGCGUUAUCGGUGGACCUGUGGACCAUUUCGAAGGGCCAGAAGGAUCUCACGCUCUUCAGGCCCAAGGGCACGGUGCGGUGCCAGCUACCUUCAACGGCGGACGUCUGCCUGCUGGCGGGAGUCAUCUGCUUGCACGACUGGUUGCGCCGCGUGUGUUUGGACGGCAACCCCAUCGACGAGGAAGGGCUAGGCUACCUAUCCCGUGCGCUGCUGAGAAACGGGAGCGUGCAGACGGUAUCAUUGAACAGAUGCGGGCUAGGGGAGCGGUCGGGGGCACUGCUGCUUCACGUGGUCGGCGAGAAGCCGGGGUUGGAGAUAGACGCCUGCGAUGGAAACGCGUUCGGGGAAGAGAUCGAAACCAAGCUCGCGGCGGCGCUGAAGGGGGCCCGCGGAAUACUUUCUGGGAGUGUGGAGUGCCGGCGCACCACGGUGCACCUUCUGGGAGAGGCCGGUGCGGGCAAGAGCACGCUCAAGGAGACCUUGCGGAGGGGGUACUUCUCCAGUUUUUUCAAUACAAGCCUAGAGAACGCCCCGGACAGAGGAGCGGAGGACCCCUUCCAGAGGACUCUGGGAGUCACGAGCGACACCCUCGCCCUCGGCGCCAGCUCGGCCCCUGUCCUGGUGCGGGAUCACGGAGGCCUGCGGCGUUUCAGGGGGGUGGGUGCGGUAGACGGCGGGCUGGCGUGCCCCUCAUCGGUGUAUGUUGUGGUCGUGAGCCUGACGGUGGACAAGGCGGAGUCAAAGCGGCAGAUCAAGCACUGGCUGAGGCUAGUCCAGACCGUCGGGCCUGCAAGCGGGUCGGUCAUCGUGCUCGUGGGGUCCAGGGCGGACGAGCUGGGAUCGGUGGGGCAGGACUACCUCCAGAAACUCUGGGACAGAACCCGUGAGGAACUGACCCUUGAAGAACUGAGAUCCGGGCUGGACGCUUCUCUCCCUACCUUUGCGGGAUGCCUUGCGAUGGACUGCAGGAAAGCGGGCAACGCCAAUGUCGCCCGCCUUCGAGAGGCUAUUGCCCACGCGGACAAGCUGUUCGGGCAGGAAGGCAAGGGCUGGGCUGCGCUGCCACUGUACCCAAGCCUCGCCCGGAGAGUCGAAAGAUGGUCAGGAGAAGGGUCCACUUUGGUACGAUGGCCCAAGUUCGUCACCGCCGUACAGCGACAGCUGUGCUCUCGGGCAUCGGGAGCGGUGUGCGCCAACCUCGCCCGCUCGUUAGCACGGGAGGGGCGGAUAUUGCUCAGGGGCGUUGCCGGGGGCGAGGAGGUGGAGCGCGGGAAGGGCUGGGUAGUGCUGCGGCCGAGCUUUUUCCUGCACCACAUCGUGGGAGGCGUUUUCGGCAGCGCCGAGGCCAGGGAUGGGGGGGGGGUGGUUUCCGCGGCUGCCGUGUGCGCAUCGGUUCUCGGCAACAGCGUCUUCGUAGAUUGCUCUUCCUCGCCGGCCCUCCGGGGGGGUGCUCGGGAGAACCGCGGCGGGUCCGAAGAAGACAGCAGCGAGCGCCACCUUCCCGUGGCGCGGCCAAUAGGAUCACCGCCAUCAACGGCAACGACAGCAGCAGCAGUAGCACGGCCAUCGGUGGCAGUACCCCCGGCGGUGGCGGUGGCGGCAAGCUUUGGCACGUACGACGACGGGCGGCGACGACCGAGCGACAAGGUGGAGCGCAAGCACGUUAUCUCGGUCUCGACUGCUGCUGCUGCUGCUGCUGCUGCUGCCGGCUCCUCCUCCUCCUCCUCCUCUUCAAACUCUCCCCGAACACCGGCUUCACCCGGGGCGGGGGCGCCGUCGAAUCAGGCCUUGGGGGGGGCGUCGUCAUCUCUGGCGGCAGAGGUGCUUGCUGCCGCGGAAGCCAACGGUGCAGCGGCAGGUGUGUCCCCCCGCAAGCCCAGCGCGGAGACGGAGCCUGGGGCAGUUGAGCGGAGGAAGUCAUCGGAGAGAUGGCGAGCGUUCGGCUUGAGGAAGGAGUCUUGGGCGAAGCUGGAGCGGAGGCGGUUGUUGUUUCCGGCCCUGCUGCCGCGAUCGGAGGCGAUUUCGAGGAGGGAGUGGGCGCGUAGGUGGAACACGGAGGCGUGCGUGUGCGGGAGGAGGGUCGCGUGCCGAUCUCCGAUGCUGCUGCCCGGGCUUUUUCACAUGCUGCAAUCGCUUCUCGCUACAAGGUACCCCGGGAGAGUGUUAUUGCGGGAUCGCUAUGCAGAGAUGUCACUGGACGGGUGGGACACUACCACCGGAGGGAUCAUCUUGCCGGCAGGGGGUGACGGAGGAAGGGGGGGGUGCGAGGAGGGGGGCACCGCAGAUGCGACGAGUUCGAGCACGACGGCGAUCACCGCGGCGGUGCAGCUGGUGGAGAGCUCUUUGCCGGGGGGGGAUAUGCUCGACCUGACCACUACGUCUGGUGACAGAACGUCCUCCUUGCUGGCCGUGCUGGGGCUUCGGGUGAUCGUUGAGCAGGUGCUCUGCGAGGCGCCCUGCGUUGCCGUUGAAGACAGGGCAAUCGCGGCGGCAUCGAUCAGGGAUGGGAGGCCGCCCAAUGAGAGGCUUACCCUGGCCAUGUCGGAAGUCCGUCAAAGCCGCACAGAUGGACUGAAAGAGUGUUUCUUCGGAGACAACACUCUCCCGGAGCCACUAUCAGACCUUCUCUGGGAGGGUCCGGAAGAGUGUGCCCUUGAUGAGGCUGGCCGCAUGAUCGUGUCAACGCCGUCGUGGAAGUCCCCGCUCGCUGGUAGCGGCAACCCCCCCACCGCCGCUCCCUCCGCAUCGACAUCAUCAGCGUCCCCGCCCUCAGGAAUGACUCGGAAGCCUUCCGUUACGGCGGCGGCGGCUGCUGUGGUGACGAACCCUUUCGCGGGAGGGCCUUCUCGCAAGAAGGCUAGUGCCGCUGGCGGCGGCGGCGGUGGUGGUGUUGGAGGCGUAGCCGCUACCGCGGCCACGGGGCGGAGGAACCCGUUCGAUCCAGUCGUGGCGGCGGCGCCCGCAAGAAAAGCUGCGGCCGUACCAGCAGCAGCAGCAGGGAAGCAGCAGGCAGCGUCGUCUUCGAACCCCUUCGCAGCAGCAGCAGCAGCAGCAGCAGCAGCAGCAGCCCCCGCUGAGGUAGUUGCGAAAGCAACAGCCGUGCCCGAACAGCCCGCUAUUACCAAGCCCGAGAAGACUUCCGGUCAGCAAGACGCGAUACCGACGUCGCGCAAGGCCAAGGAGGGGGGCGAGGGCCGGCCUCCGAUGCCCACGGCCAGCGGGCAACCGGCAGCGGUUUCUGACCGUCCUGCCGGCGGAGAGGAGCGGGGCUACGGCGAGACGUUGUUGGCGACGGUUACGCUGCCUUCGCACGGCGGGGAUGGUGACCGUUCAUCCCCGCCCAUCCUCGCUGGGCCCGACAGCAGUGCCGAUGUGGCAACGACAGGCCCCCCCGCAAAGGAUAGAAUAAUGGAGGGCUCUGCGGAGGACAGAAUAAACAAGACGGGGACGGCCUUUUCCAGCUCUGGUGCUCGGAGGAACCCCGGGGCGGCGUUUUCCUUCGAAGCGGGCGUGUUCCGAGACGCCGGUGUUAUGUUCGGGGCGCAUGUCGGCGGGAAGUCUUACCGGCUCGGCAGGCAGAGGGUCGAGGUGGUGCUGCGAGAGCCCGGGGGCCUGAGGCUGGGUAUCUGGCGCCCCCCGGUGGACGAGAGGGAGGAGCGGGAGCGGGAGAAGGACAAGGGCAAGGCGGCCUCCGAGCUGGUGUCGGAGCACCUGUCGCUUUCAGAGGACGGCAACCACGAGUUUAACGUCUUUCUGUCCGGCGCGAACGAGAACGACGGCGGCGAUGACGUUGGCGGUACCGAGGACACCGGCAGUGGUAAGAGGGCCGACGGCAUCGUCGAAGGGGGGCGCACAGAUGGCAGCCCACGAAGAGGUAGCAGCACUGCUGGACUUGCCAGCCCUACCUUGGAACCCGACGCCAGACGAAGCCCUACCAGAAAGAGCCCCGCUCCCUCCCCUCGCGGAAGAGACGUGAGCAGGCUGUUGACGGAGCGUCCGGCGGUGGUGGAGGAAGUCCUGCACGAAGACGUUGUCUCCGGCUUCAACUGCUCGGGAUCGAACCAGGGCUUCGGCGUGGUGGGGUGCGUGGUGGCGUCGAUCUCGAGGGAGCCUUUUCAGGACACGGAAGUGUCUCCAAAGGUGGGAUAGAAAGCGAACGAAUAAAUACAGCAGUCCCCCGGUUAAGGACGUACUUUUUUUUUUUUUGUCACAGGCAUGAUGCCCCGCGGAAAGUUAAACGCGAGGAGUGGUAUCAAUGUUAAGGACCCCUUUGUACCCUGCUUGAAAGGACAUCUGUUUGAACGAAUAACCGGGUGUGUCGUUAAGCGAGGGACGACUGAAAUGGCGUACUGUAGUAGUUGGUGGUGGCGUUGCGCGAUUCUGGUUAUUGUUGUUGUUCGUCUUGUUUGUGCUGGUGCUGGCAGGUGGUAGUUGUCCCAUCACGAUGGCUUGCUUGUGUUGUCGAAAUUGAUACCACGCUUUGCGGUACCGACUGAUGCCUCGAGUCGACUGUUUUCGUUCUUGAAAGUAUCCUUACAUAACAUUGUCGAGAGCAAGUUCACAUCCAAAACUUCGAGCGUGCUCGCAUGGCUCGAAGUACGCGCCAGCAUCCCUGCAGCUUGCGCAUGCUGCGGCGGGUGCGCCAGGCAGUCUUGACCAAGUCGGUGAGUGUUCCAUCGCAAGUAUAUGUCGUGGGACGAUGCCAAGUUAUCGUGGGAAUGUUGCCCGAAGAGUUGUGCGUGCUUCCUUUAGUACCCUAGGACAGCAACACGGAACAGAGCCCUAAUGUCCACUUGCUGCAAGCUGAAGCGUCUCAUGUGGCACAUAGAACUCUCGUCGUUUCUGAGGCCUGUUUUUUUGGGCAACCGUGUGAUGUGCUGCCAAGGAGCACUCCGGAAGAGCAGCGUUCGGCAUCGUCCCCGUCCCCUCCUCGACAUUGUCAACUUUGAUCUGCGUAGGAAGGUCGUCCAAGGGGAUCAGGGGUAUGGGUACGCGUCGUAAACC
Molecule: messenger RNA, 6189 nt
Organism: Ectocarpus sp. CCAP 1310/34
Lineage: Eukaryota; Phaeophyceae; Ectocarpales; Ectocarpaceae
Source: the annotation of a GenBank genome assembly